GCUGGCGUGGGCGAAAGAUGGCGACGCCCCUCGGGUGGUCGCAGGGGGGCUCUGGAUCAGUGUGUCUCGCCUUCGAUCAACUGCGGGACGUGAUCGAAUCUCAGGAGGAACUGAUCCAUCAGCUGAGGAACGUGAUCUCAAGUCUCAUGCUAGGUGCCCUGGGUAUCAUUCCACUGUCUGACCUUGGUCCUGAUCCCUAGAGAGCGCUCCUCCCACUCCAGCCCCAGGCCCUCCCUGAGCCAGGCUCUGUUGCAGAUGGUUCUCCAGGAUGAAAAUUUUGUCAGUAAAGAAGAGUUCCAGGCAGUGGAGAAGAAGCUGGUGGAAGAAAAAGCUGCCCACGCCAAGACCAAGGUCCUCCUGGCCAAGGAAGAGGAGAAGUUGCAGUUUGCCCUUGGGGAAGUAGAGGUGCUAUCUAAACAGCUGGAGCAAGAGAAGCUGGCUUUUGAAAAGGCGCUCUCCAGUGUCAAGAGCAGAGCUCUGCAGGAAUCCAGCAAGAAGGACCAGCUCAUCACCAAGUGCAAUGAGAUUGAGUCUCACAUUAUAAAGCAAGAAGAUAUACUUAAUGGCAAAGAGAAUGAGAUUAAGGAGUUGCAGCAAGUUAUCAGCCAGCAGAAACAGAUCUUCAGGAAUCACAUGUCUGACUACCGGAUCCAGAAGCAGCAGGAGAACUACAUGGCCCAAGUACUGGACCAGAAGCAUAAGAAAGCCUCAGGGACGCUUCAGGCCCGGAGCCACCAGCGCCCCAGGGAAAAAUAAAAUGGUCGUCGCCUUCCUGUU
This is a messenger RNA of Mustela lutreola (European mink), 777 nucleotides long. RefSeq names its product spermatogenesis associated 24 (gene SPATA24). The transcript is spliced from 6 exons. Gene Ontology annotation, cellular component: nucleus; cytoplasm. Gene Ontology annotation, molecular function: DNA binding. The record is from RefSeq and is a predicted model, not a curated record. Lineage: Eukaryota; Metazoa; Chordata; Mammalia; Carnivora; Mustelidae. Bases 256 to 756 code for a protein of 166 amino acids.